AUGGCAACACCACAACACAAAAACGACUCCGAAGAAAAGCAUGUAGUCUACGCCGAAGAUGCAAGCCAAGAGCCACAUUCUCUCAGUAGUAGCGGUGACCAGGAAAAGCAGCAACCUGGCAAGGUCAUAAAAUCGCCAGAGGAACUAGCCUAUCUACGAAAGCUUAAUAUCACAGUACUUCCUCUCAUGAUGGCCAUCAUCUUUGUACAGUUUUGCGACAAAGCUGCCUUGAGUGUUGGUCCCGUGCUUGGGUUAAACGAGGACUUGGGAUUGACUGGUACAGAAUUUAGUGUCCUCGGAGCAGUAUUCUAUGCUGGCUUUUUCGUUUUUCAGAUACCCAACCAAUUUAUCUUACAACAUGUCCCACAUGCAAAGUACAUGUCAGCUCUCCUUAUUGUUUGGGGCAUUGUCAUGUUAUUAUCAGGCUUGGCAAACACCUUCUCGCAAAUGGCUGCUUGCCGAUUCUUGCUUGGGCUGUUUGAAGCAGCUGCUAUGCCAACGCUUUAUUUGAUCACAGCUACUCUCUAUCGUCGAUCCGAACAAACCCUUGUUUUCGGCUUUGUCACGCUCAGCAAUGGUGUCGGUGCAGCUUUUGGUGCCUCCACAGCCUAUGGAUUUUCAUAUAUGAAUAACGCACGGGGCAUUACCAAUUGGCGUUGGGGAAGCUUUAUCUAUGGUUCUUUGACAAUCCUUGUUGGCUUGGUUUGUUUCUUUUUCCUCGCCGAUCGACCUGAUCAUCCAUUACUUCGACCUACAGAACAAGAGAAACAAGUUAUUGAAGAUCGUAAACAAGACAAUGCCGUUGUAAGACAUCGCGUCAUCAAAUAUUAUCAAAUCAAGGAGUCUCUCAAAGAAUUGCGCUACUGGCUCAUUGUUCUUGGAAGUUUUUGUAUCAAUCUUCAAAACGGUGGUAUGCUCGUUUUCAGCACAACCUUUGUCCUUGGUCUCGGUUUCGAUCCACAAACUUCGCUCUUGCUUCAAAUUCCAAGUGGUAUGGCAUCUGCACUUGGUGUUGUUGUGGCCGUUUUACUUGCUCGUGUCUCCAAGCAAAUGAUAUACAGCGCAAUGGCCAUGAUGACGGUUGGCAUUAUUGGCUUGGUUAUCCUACUUGCUAUCCCAGAUGGUGAAAUUAAGCUCUUGGGAUACUAUCUCAGCUGGGCAGGCACUGGCUCUUACGCUUUGAUGUUAACGCUGAUCGGCAACAAUGUCAAAGGGCUCACAAAGAAGAUCUUUUACAAUAGCAGCGUCAUGAUUGCAUAUACCCUUGGAAACCUUAUUGGGCCUUUGAUGAUGGCAGAGAACACCGCACCACGUUACCUUGGAGGCAUUGGUGGAUUCCUCGGUGGCUUUGUCAUCGCAUUCCUAUGCUACAUUGGUAUACGGGUGCAGGGCGCUCGUGUUAAUCGACAACGACUCGCCAAUAAGAGUGGGGAAGAAACCGAUUUGGAACUUGAUUUGACUGACAAGGAAGAUAAGAACUUCAUUUAUCGACUAUAA
Molecule: messenger RNA, 1497 nt
Organism: Lichtheimia ornata
Lineage: Eukaryota; Fungi; Mucoromycota; Mucoromycetes; Mucorales; Lichtheimiaceae
Exons: 8
Coding region: 1-1497 (498 amino acids)
Biological process (GO): transmembrane transport
Cellular component (GO): membrane
Molecular function (GO): transmembrane transporter activity
Source: RefSeq, a predicted model, not a curated record